Messenger RNA from Onthophagus taurus, 3700 nucleotides. NCBI's taxonomy places the organism in Eukaryota, Metazoa, Arthropoda, Insecta, Coleoptera, Scarabaeidae. The record is from RefSeq and is a predicted model, not a curated record.
AGUUAGGUGGGAAUAGACACUUUUUCCAUCCGCAGCUUCCAACGAGAACGACAGAUUCGCACCGGCAUUCGGUCUGCACACCACGUUAGUAUAGUUCUUGAAAGUAAGUGUAAAGUCUCUCUCCGACGACAGGCGUUAUUUAUUUUAAAAAUCCGGGGAGAAAACGGCAACGUCAACAACGUCUCAGCAAUGAUUUCUUACUCUUGCGAACUGGGUUAAGAGCCUUCCUACUAGUUAAAUCCAGUGUACUAUUUACACGCGUUAUUUAUGUGGAAAGAAAGCAUAAAGAAUCUGCGGGGGCGAUGACGAAGUCAACCCCUUUUCAUUAUUAAUUGUCGUCGGUAAAUGGGGUUCCUUUUCACAACACGGAAGGUUUACCUUAAAGGGGGGAAAUGCUGGGGGUUUCACCGAUUUGGUUUCCCUUUUAUAUCACCAUUUUUACAAUACUCGGCUGUAUUCAAAACACAUCAACUACAAAUUUUUUAUCAUCAGAUGUUGAUUUAAAGGUUAACGAAGAAAAUUUGAAGAGCCUUCUCAGUGAAAAAGAAUGGAAGGAUAUUAUUGGUGUGGAACAUCCAGAUACAACAUUCAAAAUAGUUCAUCCAAUUUUAAAUCAAAACACAGGAAAAGAAAAAAAUAUCUUAAAAAUUGAACUUGAAAAUGGUGAUUUUCUCGAACCAAAUUUCACAAUACGUCUAGUUCCUAGCCCAAGAUUAAUUUCGAGUAGUUUUAAGUACGUCGAGACGUUCAAUGAUACUUCAAAUUUAAUCCCCCACCGUUUAGAAGAGCUCCAGUGCUUCCACAGAUCGAACAAGUCCGCGUUGGAUCUUUGUCAAGAUUCCAUUAUUCGUGGAAUAAUCCAUUCUACUAACAAAGAUUACUUUAUAAUCCAACCACUGCCUGAAAGGUUCCUUAAAAAUCGAACAAUAAAACCUCAUAUUAUCAUAAAGAAGCCGAUUUUUAAUUUAAACGGCGAUUGCUCUAUUUUGAACCGAAAUAAAACUUACGGUGUAAUAAAUCUUGAUGAAAAUUUAAAAUCAAAUACACUCAAAAAAAGAAUUAAAAGAGACAGUUACUCACCAAGCCCCAUAUUUGUAGAAACCGCUGUAUUUGUUGAUAAGGAUUUAUUUGAACACAUGAAAACAAAUUAUCCUGUUGACACGGAAAGAGAUUUAAUUAGAUUUGUUUUAGCGAUGAUUAACGCCGUGCAAUUAUUGUAUCACGAUCCAAGUUUGGGUAGACCGGUUAAUUUUUUAUUAAAACGUUUAGAAAUUUUAAAAGACGAAACUCCCGGAUUAACGAGAUCACCUGAUAUCGAUAGAUAUUUAUCGAACUUUUGCAAUUGGCAAAGAACCAAAAAUCCAGCGGGCGAUCGCGAGCCUAAACACUGGGAUCAUGCGGUUAUUUUAACCGGUUUAGACUUGUACGUAAGAGGAAAACAUGGAAAAAUAUCCAGCCAAGUUGUGGGUUUAGCUCCUGUUGCUGGAAUGUGCACUUUAACGAGCAGCUGCACUGUAAAUGAAGGAAGGCAUUUUGAAAGUGUUUAUGUUGUCGCCCAUGAAAUUGGACAUAAUUUAGGAAUGAGACAUGAUGGUCCUAUGGCUGAUAAUGAUUGCGAUCCUACAAGUUAUAUUAUGUCGCCAACUUUAGGAAGUGGGAAAAUUACUUGGUCACCUUGUAGUAGAAGAUAUUUAGAAACGUUUUUAGAUACUCCUCAAUCAAGAUGUUUAUUAGAUCAUGGAAAUUCAGCGGGACAAUUAGAUCAUGGAGCUGAAGGCGCUCUUCCUGGAGAAAGAUUCGAUGCUAAUCAACAAUGUAUGUUAAAAUAUGGUAAAGGUAGUAAACAUUCGUCCCAACAACCUUUGGAUGAUGUAUGCCGAGAUUUACACUGCGAGAGAGAACGAUACACGUGGACUUCUCAUCCAGCUUUAGAAGGAACAUCUUGCGGGCACAAUUUGUGGUGUAGAGGAGGAAAAUGUGUAAUAAAAAAUUUAGGCACAAACGCAGCUUACACCGUUUCGAAAUCAAUCCCAAUCCGUAAAGAAAAUAUUGAUGGCGGUUGGAGCGAUUGGAAAACUUAUAGUGAAUGCGCCUCCGGGUGCUUAUACGGAGAAGAAGGAAGAUUGCGAACCGGAAGUACAUCGAUAAUGAUAUUGGCGAGAUUAUGCAACAAUCCGCAUCCACAAGGAAGUGGAGCGAGCUGCAUUGGUUUUGAUAAAAAGUAUCAAACUUGCAACGCAAAGCAAUGUUUAAAUGUUCCUAGAUUAACAAUUAAAGAGUAUGCCGAACAGAUAUGCACGAGAGCUAAAGAAGUUGAUGGCGACUUAACCGGAAAUGGGAUACAAAAAAUUGCAACCGAUCCUAAUGAAUCUUGCAUGAUUUGGUGUCAAAAAAAGAACGGUGGGACAAAAAGUCGCGGUUGGACUUAUCCAGAUGGAACUGCAUGUCUAACAAAAAAAAAUCGUUAUGGAAGACCGAGUUACUGCAUCAACGGGAAAUGCGAGGAGUUUCAUUGUGAUGUAUUAGACGAACAACAAUUUGUCCAACAAGCUGAUCUUUGCCCAGUUGAUAAAGACUCUAACGAAAUCACGUGGAGAACGGGAUUACGAAGACGUGAGAGCAAUUCCGUGUGGAUAAGCGCAAGCGGAUGUCAUUUUAACUGUAUUUCACCCGGAUCCGGAAUUCGUUUAGUCGUAAAGAAAGGAAAAACUAUGAAAUCUAGUAUACAACUCUGCAAACCAGAUCAAUACUUUCAGGGUUGUGGAAGAAUUAAAUCGCCGUUUCAACACGCAUCGAUGGUUUGUACAAAAUACAAAGAUAAAGUUAGAAGAUUAUCUGGACUGGGAAUUCAAAUAUCUCCAAUAAUAGAAGAUCCUGAUAGACCGUGUAGAGUAGCUUGUCAAGAUGAAAGCAUUCAACACAGAUUUUAUUUGGUAAACGGUGAAGAUGGAUGGUUUCCAUUUGGGACAGAUUGUUCUAAGGGAAAUUCUGCUAAAAGAGGUUAUUGUAUAAGUGGAAAAUGUUUAGAAUUUGGUUCUGAUGACACUCCAUUAUCGCAGACCGAAUUUACACUGCCUUUACUAUCACGAAAUAAACGAUCUCUAAGCGGUAAUAGCACUAAAAUUACUGCCAGGUUAGAACCGCACGUAUUAGAAGCUAUCAUACAUCAACUCAACAAAACACUUUUAGGUAAAGUGAACCGCUCUGAAGUUAAUGAACACAACAUCGAUUUAAAAAAUCCUAUCCACGUUAAUAUGGAAGAUGAUGUUGAAAACGUAUCACCUCACUAUUAUUAUAAUGUAAAUCAAGAAGACUAUUACAACUAUACUUAAAAUUUACAAUUACAGGAAUUUUUUAAUUUACACGUUACGUUCUAUGAAGAUGUGUAAAGAACUCGAUUAAAUUAAAAUAUUGAAUUAUUGAGUAACAACGGAAGAAAUAAAGAAUAUUAGGGACACCGCGUAAAACGAGAAAUUCCUGUAUUUUAUUUAUUUUUUAAUAAAAAGAAAAUACAACUGUAGAAAUAUAGAAAUGUAAAUAGAAAAAUAGAUAUUCUUUUAUGUUUAAUUUUUGUCUUACUUUGGAAUUUUGAUCUAUACAUAAACAGCCCAUGUACACACAUUGUUAUUGUGUAGUUUAUGCAGCUUGAUUUUCUAUCAGCGAAACAGAAGUACCACAAAACUUGCAGGCAUAACUUGAC